AUGGCGGCGAGCCUUGGACACCACGUGAAGGAAGCCACCGGCUGGGCGCGUCUCUAUGCCAGCCACUAUUUUUGCAUCAGCUGUUUGGCCGUGUUGGCCCAGCUGGGCCGUCAGAUGCCCCUGGUGCUCUUCGAGGUGGGAUGUGAUGACGCCUGGAAAAGUUGGGAAGAGCGAGAGCCGAAUGCCAGCUAUGCCUCUUGGCCAGCUAUGCGAUCGGAAGAUCGGAUCGCCAGGUGUCCGAACCCAGGGUUGGUCCUGGCAUCUACGUUUCCCCCCCGGAGCCGGCCAGCUGCUUUCUUUUUUCAGAUUUGGAAGUUGGGGCGUUUGGUGUAG
Messenger RNA from Durusdinium trenchii, 333 nucleotides. The record is from the annotation of a GenBank genome assembly. NCBI's taxonomy places the organism in Eukaryota, Dinophyceae, Suessiales, Symbiodiniaceae.